AAGCCGCGGCACCACGAAAAGGACAGGGGACGGUGGCGCAGACCGAUGGGGAGGCGCACGCGAAGGAGGAGGCUGGCGACGGCGGUGCCAGCCCAGCGGCAGCAGCAGUGCCACCAGUGGUGGUGAAGUGUGAGCACAGCGCCGUAUCACAGCAGCAGCGAGGUGGUGAAGUGUUGCCGCCUGAAGACGCCGUGGACCCUUCAUCCACGCCGUCACGAGAGGAGCAAGUCAAGGCGGCGGCAGCAGCAGUAGCCCCGGUCGCGGAUGCCCCUGCCAGGUACAUACGUCUCCACUUUGGCGACACCGUGCUGCUCCGCGUGAGUGUGAAGCUGCUUGACCACGCCAUCGCCGCGUGCCUCACUGUCUGCUGCACGCUUCUGCUCAAAAAGUGCAUCUGGGUGUAA
Trypanosoma grayi is the source of this 404-nucleotide messenger RNA. RefSeq lists its product as hypothetical. The record is from RefSeq and is a predicted model, not a curated record. NCBI's taxonomy places the organism in Eukaryota, Euglenozoa, Kinetoplastea, Trypanosomatida, Trypanosomatidae. The transcript has a single exon. The annotation marks the transcript as partial.